GCAGGUUUCACGCAAUCCUAUGCCCUCUGUGUUGCAGGAAUGGCGACUCUCGCGUUAAUGCGAAGCAGUCUAGGGUUAUUAAAUAGUCUUAAAUAUUCCUUAAAAAGCGUAGGGCAUAUUCCCUAUGGUGCAACCGCUGGGGCAAUUGUUCGGACAAACGUGUUGCAAAAUGCAAGAUGGUAUUGUGCUCGCCACCUGUCUGUCCAAGAGAGAAUCGAUAAGAAGCGAAAUGCUGCUCUUGUUGGAGGAGGACAGGAGAGGAUAGAUGCACAGCACAAAAGGGGUAAACUGACAGCGAGAGAGAGAAUUGAACUUUUGCUCGACCCCGAUUCAUUCGUGGAGUAUGACAUGUUUGUGGAGCACCGCUGUACUGACUUCGGCAUGGAUGCAGAUCGUAAUAAGUAUCCAGGUGACAGUGUAGUGACUGGACAAGGAAGAAUCAAUGGCAGAGUGGUUUUUGUUUUCAGCCAGGACUUCACAGUGUUUGGAGGCAGUUUAUCAGGGGCUCAUGCUCAGAAAAUCUGCAAGAUCAUGGACCAGGCAAUGAUGGUGGGAGCUCCAGUUAUCGGUCUGAAUGACUCUGGUGGUGCCCGCAUUCAGGAAGGUGUGGAGUCUCUCGCGGGAUAUGCUGACAUUUUUUUGCGUAACGUGAUGGCAUCAGGUGUAGUUCCUCAGAUUUCUCUCAUCAUGGGCCCAUGUGCAGGUGGUGCAGUAUACUCACCCGCUCUCACAGACUUUACUUUCAUGGUGAAGGACACCUCUUAUCUCUUUAUCACCGGGCCAGAUGUGGUCAAAUCUGUUACAAAUGAGGACGUAACGCAGGAGGAGCUGGGUGGAGCAAAAACCCACACUACAGUAUCUGGUGUUGCCCAUCGGGCCUUUGAGAACGAUAUUGAUGCCCUUUUAAACCUAAGAGCAUUUUUCAAUUAUCUUCCACUAAGCAACCAGGAUGCAGCUCCUGUCAUUGAGUGUCAAGAUCCCAAGGAUCGCCUGGCUCCUGGUCUGGAUACUGUUGUUCCACUUGAAAGCACGAAAGCGUAUGAUAUGCUGGACAUCAUUCGCACUAUAGUAGAUGAAAGAGAAUUCUUUGAGAUUAUGCCCAACUAUGCCAAAAAUAUUGUGGUGGGAUUUUCCAGGAUGAAUGGCCGGACUGUAGGCAUAGUAGGAAACCAACCUAAAGUGGCGUCUGGCUGCUUGGACAUAAACUCGUCUGUUAAAGGGGCUCGAUUUGUUCGGUUCUGUGAUGCCUUCAACAUUCCCAUUAUAACUUUUGUGGAUGUGCCAGGAUUCCUUCCAGGCACAGCUCAGGAGUACGGAGGCAUCAUCAGACACGGAGCCAAACUACUUUAUGCGUUUGCAGAGGCGACGGUUCCAAAAAUCACCGUCAUCACUAGGAAGGCCUACGGAGGAGCUUAUGAUGUGAUGAGCUCCAAACAUUUACGAGGCGAUGUCAACUACGCAUGGCCCAGUGCUGAAGUUGCAGUGAUGGGUGCAAAGGGUGCUGUUCAAAUCAUCUUCAGAGGAAAGGAGAGCCAAGCCGAGGCUGAAGCUGAAUACAUCGAGAAGUUUGCCAAUCCGUUCCCAGCUGCUGUCAGAGGCUUUGUGGAUGACAUCAUUCAGCCCUCAACCACACGCAAGAGGAUCUGUAGAGACCUGGAGGUGCUGGCCAGCAAGAAACAGACCAACCCCUGGAAAAAACAUGCCAACAUUCCUUUGUAAAUCUUAGCAUUACUUGUUUUAUAACACAUCUCAGUAUUUGUCGUUAUUCAGACAUAAACUGUAGUAAAGUAGUAAAAAAAUCAUGUUUUAUACAUGGUUUGUUGUGCCUUAUCUUCGUUACCUGUAUACGUCAUGCGGUUAUUUAAACAUUCUCAUAAACAAUAAAAACACUCCCACAGUU
This is a messenger RNA of Paramisgurnus dabryanus, 1900 nucleotides long. RefSeq names its product propionyl-CoA carboxylase subunit beta (gene pccb). NCBI's taxonomy places the organism in Eukaryota, Metazoa, Chordata, Actinopteri, Cypriniformes, Cobitidae. The record is from RefSeq and is a predicted model, not a curated record. Gene Ontology annotation, molecular function: propionyl-CoA carboxylase activity. Gene Ontology annotation, cellular component: mitochondrion.